GCGGCCAUUUCUAUUUUCUAUUUUAYUAUUGCAAUCAUUUCUAAUGACGAUAGAAACGUUUAACUAUAAUUUUGCAUCGGUAGUUCAAAAAAGCCAGUCGAGAGGCCUCCAAAUUUAUAAGGCUGCAGCGGCUUUUCUCAGAAGGCCAAGGGUUGCUCUGUCGCCAGUUCCAUCACAUGACUUUAUUUGUGCACAGCUAUUCUCUUUUCUCUUCGACUUGCCUGUGGUAUAGGAUCGAUUAUUGAAUGAUGAAASGAGACGAAGUACUUCCCUUGAUAGGAUUAAAAGGAAAGCAAAACAAGAAAAAUGGCAGUCAGUGCCUGAAUUUAGUGAAGCGCUACUUACCAAUACUACAAUGGCUACCAAAUUAUUCCUGUCAAAAACUCCAAUGUGAUAUGAUAGCUGGCAUUACUGUYGGCUUGAUGGUAAUUCCACAAGGUAUAGCAUAUGCAGCAAUUGCAGGCCUUGGACCAGUAUAUGGCUUGUAUUGUGCAUUUAUGGGAUGUUUUCUAUAUUGUGUAUUUGGAWCAAGCAAGGAUAUCUCCAUUGGACCAACUGCCAUAAUGUCAUUGAUUGUCGACCAAUAUUGCCACAAAUCAAACAAUGAUGCCACAGUGAACGCACAUUAUGCCAUUGUACUUUCUUUUAUGGCUGGUAUUAUGAUGCUUAUAAUGGGAGUUUUACGGUUGGGCUUUGUAGUACGAUUUAUAAGCAUCCCAGUAAUAAGUGGAUUUACAUCGUCUGCAGCAAUUAUUAUUGCUGCAAGUCAACUGAAGUCCCUGUUAGGUUUAAAGAAUGUUCGAAGGGAAUUUGUCUUCUGUUUGCAUGAUACAUUCCAGCACAUCAAGGARACUAAACCCUGGGAUUUGGUGUUAGGCUGUUCUUGCAUUGUCAUACUGUUCAUUUUACGGCAUUUGGGGAGAACACAAUGGCCAGGCAAUUCAACAUCCAGAAUSCAGAAAAUUUCAAGAAAAAUCAUUUGGUUGGCAGGAACUGGACGGAAUGCUUUGGUUGUGUUAAUGGCAAGCCUUGUAGCUUAUGCAGCUUYCUGCACAGGACAUGAAGAUACCUUUUCUCUGACAAAGUCAAUUAAUGAAGGUCUUCCACAUUUUAAGGUAAGCUAUUUAGUUUACUCUCAGCAAAAUGUUGCUGGUAUGGCAUAAUACUGUAUGGACUUGUACCCAGUCUCUAUAAGAUAUGAUUAUGUGUGCCUGAAUUAACUGUUUCAAAUUUCUCCUGAGUUGGUUCGAUAAAUAAAGGACUGAAGUUUUUAGGUUUUUUAUUGUCAAGACUUAAAUGAGUAUUUAUUUUUAACUUACAUACUAAGAUUACAUACUAAUUAGCAAUCAAAGAGAAAUUGGGGUUGGACAAAUCUGUCACUCAUUUUCCUGUAAACGUGAGCCUGCAUUGCUGUUAAAAGCAGUUUCAUCACUUUGAGUUAUUGACUAAAUUCACUUAUAAUUCAUAUAACUGUGCUAUAAUAUAUUUGAUAUUUUGAGGGAAAGAAGGAGAUCAAAUAAUAAACUCCCAAUCUAGACGCCAUGUGCAUGUUCAAGUAAUGAAAGUUUCAAAAAACAAGAUUUUAAUGAAUUAUCCAUGCGCAAGCCUCAGUAAAAUUCUACUGGCAGAAUAAUGAUAUCAUUUAUUUGUCUUGUUGUUAUCAAAUUCCAUAAAAUUAUAGGCAGACUCYGUCUUCUCCAGGACUGACAAUGAUAUUUUAUGUGAGCAUUUGUAUUUSUUGUGCCGUAAUUCACAUUUUAAUGUGAGACGAUUUGUUGGCCACCUUAGUUCAUCCACAAUACAGUAAAAAUCUCCAUAUAAGAACCUACAUUUUUCCAAGUCAGGCCAGAGUUAGUAGAGGGGACUCUGGUCAGGCUGAACAGGGUCAUGGAAAUGGUGCUUAACUUGAAAUCAUGCUCAUUGGUUGUUAAGUUUUGUGAAGAAAAAAUGCAAUUGCAUUGGAUGGUGUGGCUUUUCAAAUCAAGUAAUUCACACAUUUUCCGUACAGUGGAAUAAUGGRCUCAAGGUCAAUCUCACACAACAUAAUCAUAUGAGAAUCAUACUGUGUAAGUUUAUAUUUGAGGACUCGCCGCGCUCGCAAUAAAACCUCUGGAUAACGAUGGCGUGGUGAAGGCCAUAGAACGUGUGUCGUCAUAGGGCGGGAAUUUUUGUCGAUUUUUUUAAAUAAUAUACCAUCAAAAAGGUUGUUUCAAAGAAUGGCGAUUUCUKAAGCAAUGAACGAUAGCUUGAAGUGGUUUGAACCACGCUUGAUGGUUAUGAGAACGCGAGAAAAAUCAGUUAAUCGCGAGCCGAUUCACCUCGUUUAAACUAAAACAGUAAUUGGAUGGGGUCCAAACCGAGCUAYUCUAAGUCAGUUAUAUACACUCCCUCCCCUCCACCGGGUGAUUGCCUGCUUUGAGUUCACGUUUUGCGUUCUUUAAUGUGAAAAUAAUUUAAAAAAUGUUCUAUAUCUAAAGGCAAUUCUUAGUGGACUUUUAUUUCCGAAAAGAUUAGAUCGUAGUACAUUAGUACAUAGUACAUAGUACAUUAGUACAUAGUACAUAGUACAUCACGGGGCGCUAGGGUAAAUCCCAGGGUAAAUCCCAAACUGACAACUUGCACAGCAGGCAAGUUUUCUAUUUAUACUGAAUGCAUCUAUUUUUGUAAAAUGCACGCGAACACUGAAAUAUGUUGAGUUGUCCCAAAAUUACUUCAGAUGUUUCUUUCUCUAAACGGCUGGAGGUACUCGCUAGAUGUUACUAUAGCUGAUAUAGUAUUAAACAAGUUAUUCUUAGCUAUAGUUUGUGCAUGCUAAAGCAGUUAUUCGCSUGAGGCUCAGUUACAAUUCGGUAAAUAUUCGGUGUAUUGUUUUGCCCUUGGCAAUAUGAGUUGAAUAUAAAAGUGUUUACWAAAAGACGUGACUUGCGGCAAACUUAAGGUUCAGUGCUAUUUAAUUCACUUGAAAAAGUCUGACGCACGUUCAUCACAUUGCUUACUUAAACUCAAAUUUCCCAGCAGUCAACGGAAAUGCCAUCUUAUCGAGCUGACCAUGUUAGGUGAAAACGUUUUUGCGUCCGUUUUUUGAUAUACCAAGCCAAAAAUUCCAAUUAGCCUCUAGCAUCCACCAGUAAUACAGCGUAAUUGUCAGAGUGCAACAAACCGAAAAGUCAAAGAAAAAAUUUAAUAAUAAGGAGCAAAAAUAAAGUCUGACGUUACUAAGAGUAUUCACAGAAUAAAUCUAUAGAUCCUCUCUCUUUUUGUCUGUCCGUCUAUUUCUUGUUUUUAUAGUACUGAAGAAAAAACAUAACGUUCUUUUUAAAAAUUUGAAAGUUCGAURGUUCGAUAUUUAGCAUUUAUAACCACGAUCAUGUCGAUUGAGUUGAUAGUCCAUGGAGCUGUGCUCGGCCGAAUCAUUCAUUCAGACUGGCCACGGGAUGACGGUAGUAAUAUUUUAUUCAGGUGUCUACGUGUAUAAACAUUAUUGGGCUGCUAAAAAAACAUGAUUAUUGAAAUAGUCUCAACUGAUCUAAUYGUUCCUAUAGCAACGGCUUUUUUAGUUUUUUUUUCACUGGAGAAGUCAAUCCUGUUUUAUGCUAAAUUUGAAGACUUAAAUGUUUUGUUUUUAGACCUUAACUUUUAUCACUGGCAUAUUUGGUACAAAUUCAUAAUCCGAUAAAYAUACCGGCUAUGGCUGAAUUUUUUUUGUCAUUCAAAAUCUGGUUAAACUGUCUAUGAAAAUCAUUAUAACAAAGAUUCGAUAGGGAAUCGAUUGGUCGGCGAACGGAAAUCAUUUUUGGCAAUAUUUGAAAUAUACACUGCUGAGCAUGUGAACUCUACUCAUGAAGUCACAUACAAAUGAAAUUGAACGCCAAAGAACGUUGCUGAUAUAAGCUUGCUAGUAYAUGUGUUAUUUGAUCACAAAAAUACUGAACUUGGAAUUCACAGUUUAUCUCGGCGUUAUCAGUGAAAGUGACGUCKUUCCCUGUCUUCAGUCCGUGCUCCAAAACACUUGUUUUAAUAAAGCCCUGGCCUCUGUCCAGGGAUCCAUAGUUUAGAACAUACCGGAAUAACAUCAUCUGGAAAUGUUUUCUGUUUUCUGUGUGCUKGAUAUUAAUAGKAUAAUUCAUUUGUCACGUUGUAUGCAGUCAACUGAAAAAGUUGGUUUUGUCSAAAUCUUGCAGUAUGUGUAUUGACAAUAUUAACGCAUGAUUUUCAUUUCYAUUUUUCAAAACUGAUUCUUUAUUAAAUACUGUGUUUUAUGGGCGCUGAUCUAUUCCUUUAAAAUUUUUAUAACAUUAAUUUAGUAUGUAAACACGUAGGUGUAAACACUUARCUGCUGCCUACAAUCCUCCUCAUCGUCACCUUAUACUCGAUGUGCAAAAAAAGUGUUUUAAUCAGUUUGUCUUGGUGGUCUUCAGCCAGUCUCCCUACAUUCAUCUUUCCUCGGURUGCCAAGAACUGUUGUAGGCGUUCUCUUGCACUAUGUCCAGAAUUGUAAUUAUUUUACCGGGAGUUACCUGGGGAAUAUUCUAGUUCACAUUUUCGACUGUAAUUAAAGAUUUUGAUUAACAUUUUUAGCAGUAAUUUGUCCCGUUUCUGAUUCUAUACUAGAGCCAGACUUAGGAUAGGAAAAAUACAUUUUAUAUUGAUUUUUACUUUUCUUUAGCCAUUAUCGUUUGAGUAUCUUGCAAAGUAGAUGUCAAGUGCUGGCAACUUGUGUGAUGAUGAAUUGAUUUGUACCUACAUGUUAUUUUCUUCUGUGUGGGUUUAGCAUUUUUUUGGCGUCGUUUUAAAGGGGAAUUCUCUCAAUUUAUUCUCGCAAACAGCGUAUAUUUACAUGAAUUAUUGUAUGACAUAACAUGUUUUGUAAAUAAUCGUGCUCAGUCAACGGCAAAAUCAUUUCACUUCAAUAAAUAAUUCAAGUUGCAAACUGCUUUCGUUUUGCCGGGUGUUCCCAGCUUUCAAUUUUUCGAUAA
Molecule: messenger RNA, 4976 nt
Organism: Exaiptasia diaphana
Lineage: Eukaryota; Metazoa; Cnidaria; Anthozoa; Actiniaria; Aiptasiidae
Product: sodium-independent sulfate anion transporter-like
Exons: 3
Coding region: 246-1163 (305 amino acids)
Biological process (GO): transmembrane transport
Cellular component (GO): membrane
Molecular function (GO): sulfate transmembrane transporter activity
Source: RefSeq, a predicted model, not a curated record